GUGCCGGAAGGUUCGCCUCGUCGCUCGUUGCGGUCUUCAUGACGACACGGUGGCCGCUGCUGUAGACGACGCACGCUGCCAGACUCGGAUUACCUGUCUUCACCGCGCUCAAAACUAACAAGAUGCCGCGUUCGUUCCUCAUCAAGAAGCACGUCAACGCGGGAGCUACGGCCGUGUCGCGGCCUGUAGCCGUUGUCAAGAGGCCCUGGCUGGACGAGAUUUCGCACGAAGCUGAGGACCUCAGCACGUCGCCCCCGCCAGUAGUGCGGGUGCCUAUGGCGUUGUCACCGGCGCUCUCCGAUGGCUGCGUACCAGAUAUCGCGCGGCCAUUCGACCUCAGCCUAAAGGCGAGAAAAUCGAGCGGGAGGUCCGAGUACCCUUCCAUUCACCGGCCCGUUGCCCUGACACCGCCACCGGGAGUGGCCCUCAUCGCCCCCAAGGGUGACCGGACCAUGGACUGGCCGCACCAGCCUGCGUACCUGGCGCACAGCUACAUGCCGCUCACGCUCUACCCUGUGGCAGCCGCGAGCGACUACUACGCGCCCAUGGUUCCUCCACCUCUAGUGGCUGGCCACCCGCUGACGCCACGCGAUCUGGCCAAGCAGAGCCCACCCCAGCGAGACGCCGUGGUUCCCUCGUGGUCGUCUGGCGUCUCCUCUUCUUCUUCGGACGAAAAGGAGUCGCGUGGCUCGCCAGCGCCCCCUGAGCGGCCCCGGAGGCGGCCCGAGAACGCACCACGCUACCCUUGCACUGGCUGCAACCGCAGCUACUCCACCUACAGCGGCCUGUCCAAGCACCGGCAGUUCCAUUGCUCCGCCACCACGAGCAAGUCCUUCUCGUGCAAAUACUGCGAGAAGGACUACUCGUCGCUGGGCGCGCUCAAGAUGCACAUCCGCACGCACACGCUUCCCUGCAAGUGCAAGCUGUGCGGCAAAGCCUUCUCGCGACCCUGGCUUCUCCAGGGCCACAUAAGGACGCACACCGGAGAGAAGCCGUUCGCCUGCCCACACUGCAGCCGAGCCUUCGCCGACCGCUCAAACCUCCGCGCCCACUUGCAGACGCAUUCGGACAUUAAGAAGUACAGCUGCAAGUCAUGUAGCCGUACUUUCUCGCGCAUGUCCUUGUUGCUCAAGCACGAAGAUGGUGGCUGCCCCGCCGCGGCGCUCAACCGCAGUCAGCCUAAGCCCUAGGUGCACUCCGUUGGGGCAUUAUUUAUGACAUGUACAGACUCUAGUCGCGUCCUGUUCGCAGGCCUUGGACAGUAGAAACGGCCCGGCAAGUUCCAUGUCGCGGGUCGUCCCGUAUUUAUUUGAACACAUUCUUUCCUUCGCUACGAUUCUCGAUUCCUUGUUCUCUUGCAAAGGGCAAGAGUAACUGCCAUUCAUUGCCAAAGAUUGUUACCAUCAGAACAGCUCGUCAGUUAGUAUGCAUUGUCCGCUAAGGGAACAAUUAGGCAAACCUGUUUGCGGAUAUCGAUACUUAAGGCGUGCCCUGUCAGCAUCAACGAAGCCUCUUCGCGGUUUCACUCAGGCCUGGCAAAUACCGAUGAAGAUCAAUGCCGCAUGCAUGAGUUCCCGAAAGGAGGCGCAGUACUUUUUGUCCGUCCCUUUAGUCAAUUGAGCGCACAUCUGCCAGCGCUGUAACUCAAUGCCUGUUGGCGGCUGUACAGUUGAAUUCACAAAGCUUUUCGUUCGUAAGAACGGCUUAUCAUUAUUCGACUAAUAUGAUCGCUCUCAUGAUUCGCCGCUGCCUGUUCUAAGGACAGAUCCUGCGUACGAACUGCUUUGUGGAUACGGACCCAGGGGCCGAAUUCACGUAGCUUUUCGUUCGUAACAAAUUUCAUGGGCUGGCCGCCUACGCUAAUAUGUUCGCUGCCAAGUUCGGCCAGCGGCUGUUCUUUAGGGCAAAUCUAGCGUACGAACCGCUUUGUGAAUACAGGCUCAGGUGUUUGCGGACGAAGCCUUGAGCGCUGCGGGUAAGCUGUACGGGCUUUGUUCGUGUCUCAAAGUGCCAUGUUUUUUUUUUCUUCUUUCUUUUUUUUUGUACCUGGUAAGGAACGAGCGUAGGAGGGGUACAUUCAGGCAUUUGCUGUUUAUAGGUGCAUGAGAGGUCCAGUUCUCAGCCUGUGUCUCGCAUGUCUCAAACUGAGCAUGCAGCAGCUUUAGCACCGAUCAUCUUUUUUCUUUUCUCAGUGAAAGUAAGAGCUCACUUCAAACUGUACAUACAAUAUGCUCACCCAUAUUUUGUCAUCCGGUUAGGACUAGUCAUGAAUUUCGUUUUCUAAUUCUGAAACGUAAACAAGACACGAUAUCUUUCCUCCCGAAAGGGAAUCAGCCUUCUCAUUAUCAUAUGCCUGUGGCGGAGCACUGUUGCCAUUUCCAUUGUACCGUGCACCGUCACGACAGUUGCCAUUUCUAGUUAUGACUGUUGACACAGCACCCACAGUGACUUCCAUAUGUAUGUGUUUGUUACACAGAUUUGUUGAUUGACCUUGAAAAAAAGAAAUGUCAUGUUCAUAUUGCCAUACAGC
Molecule: messenger RNA, 2530 nt
Organism: Dermacentor albipictus
Lineage: Eukaryota; Metazoa; Arthropoda; Arachnida; Ixodida; Ixodidae
Product: protein snail homolog Sna-like
Biological process (GO): regulation of DNA-templated transcription
Molecular function (GO): DNA-binding transcription factor activity, RNA polymerase II-specific; RNA polymerase II cis-regulatory region sequence-specific DNA binding
Source: RefSeq, a predicted model, not a curated record